GUGAGAAAAAUGGAAAGAAAGAGAGUGUUUUAUUUUCGGGGAAACGGUUUAUGAUUGGGGGCAUCCCGGGCACGAGUGAGUUGAAGUGCGUGGACUGGAAAACAACACCGUCUGUUGUUUGGACAGGGAAAAAAAGGGGAAAUCCUCGGUGGGUGUUGGUCUGGUCGCUGAGCAGUUUGGAGCAGUCUGCGAUCACACAGAUUUCGUAUUUCUCCGUGGGUGAGAAAUAUCUGCGUAGAGGAAUCGUGCAGGCCGCGGAAAUCGAGCAGGGGAGAACGAAGGCACGUGAAGGUGCAUGUGAGGUGACAGCUGGGUGAAUUUCUAAUGUGACGCAGCACGCCACAGAAAAGCAUUAUAAGCCACUACCGUUGUUUAUCCAGGGGGUUAAGUGCUCACACCAAUUUAUUUGUACUGUGUUUAAUUAAUUAAUUAAUUUUAUUUUAUUUUUUGUUACUGUGGGGCUAUCCUUGUAAAGGGAAAAAAAGGGGAAUUGGCGAAACUGGCCUGAAGUUAUUUCGGUAACUGUGAGCACUAUUUGAAGUGCUUAUAUUUUUGGAUUUGUUUCUUUAUACCUUUGGGGAAGCGUGCUUUUGGUUGUGUUUAUUCUUCACUGUAUACAUUUCAUCGGCACAACUCCCCUCAAUUGAAAACCUUGAGUAUUAAUGCCGCGUCUUCUGCAUACGCGGUCGGAAAUAAAGAACCCCUAGUUUAGAUACUUGGCAGUGUUUGAGUUUCUUUAAGAGUUUACACAUUCACACGGCCACAUCUUUUUGGUACCAGGAGUGGGGUUCAUUCCUUCUGUUGGUUUCCUCUUAGGGGGAGUGUUUUUUUAUUUCCGUGCGUCAAAUAUUAACUGUUAGUCUGCGUGGGGAGAUAGACAACGGUAGUGGUGGAAGGAGGGUCACGUGUCAGCUUCCACUGAAGAGAGAGAGCCGUGCCCAGAGGCGGGAAGGACUGCAGGAAAACAAGCAGCCAGGGUGCCAGGACCAGUUGGAAAGAGGGAGUGGCAUUGGACUUUGUUUUGUGUAAACUUUACAGAGACUGAGACCCUUUAUACCUGAGGCAUAGGGUAAUGGAGGCGGACGUUUCUAAGGAGGGAGCCACCUGGGGGGAGGAUCGCCCAGGGGCUGGUGCUGCUGCCAGGGCUGACGAUGAUGAGGGAGGUAACGCGUUCUUACAACUCCGGUCACAAAUACAGGAGCUGGGGAGGAGACACGAUCAGGUGAUGUCAACACUUGCUGGGCUGAGCACUGGUAAUACCAGGUCUUAUGUCUAUAUUCCCAGGGAAAAGCAAAUUGUUCCUUACUGUGGUGACGCUAGUAAAGAUUGCCAGACUGUAGAUGAGUUUAUUGAGGAACUCGAACGAGUUAUUCAUGUAAGGGGACUGAGUGAAGAGGAUCAAGUAGACUUUAUUUUGUCACACUUGAGGGGAUCGGCUCUGGAUGAGGUUAAACUGUGUAUGGGGGGGGAGGAUGCACAACCGCGGGAGUUGUUUGCGUAUUUGAGGGCUGCAUUCCGUGAGAAGCGUACAACCCCUCAGCUUUUACAUGCCUUUUAUGCAAGGAAACAGUUAGAGGGGGAAGAUCUCAGAGAGUAUUCGCAUGCCUUGUCGACAAUGUUAAACGCAGCACUCCAGCAGUCGCCUAAUGCAGUGCAGGAUGUGCAGGUAGCACUAAGGGAUCAGUUUGUGGAAGGAGUAAGGGAUUCCAUACUCCGUCGGGAAUUGCGCAAGAUAGUGCGGGAUCGACCUCGUGUGACACUAUUUGAGGUCAGAGAGGAAGCUCUGUUAUGGUGUGCAGAAGAUCGUCCCCGUGGUGCGGGUAUUGCUAGAAGUCGUUACUUGCUGGGCCUGGGUGUUGAAGAGGGUACAGGGUCCCAGAAUGUGGGUGCAUCGUCUUCGGGAGACCUGAAUGCUGUCUUGCAGGAGGUAGUGAAGGCAGUAGUUCAACAAGGGAAAGCGAUCGGAGAGCUAACGAACGCGGUCCGCAACCUCACCACUCAAAGAGUCAGUUCAAGUUUGGAAAGGCCCCAAAGGGCUACGGUUAGACCCAGAUAUACGUGGGACGGUCAGCCAAUUUGCUUGAGGUGUGAAGCUGUGGGACAUAUAGCCCGCCAGUGUACGGCGCGGCUUAAUCAGGAAGGUCAGGUGUCGGCCUCUGGGGAAAUAAUGGCGCCGGAAAACAGGGUCCCUCCAUUGCGCAGAGCCGAGCAAUGAGAG
Molecule: messenger RNA, 2218 nt
Organism: Sinocyclocheilus rhinocerous
Lineage: Eukaryota; Metazoa; Chordata; Actinopteri; Cypriniformes; Cyprinidae
Exons: 3
Coding region: 1073-2215 (380 amino acids)
Molecular function (GO): zinc ion binding; nucleic acid binding
Source: RefSeq, a predicted model, not a curated record